CAGGUCACAGGGCCUGGCACGGCAACGUCGUGGGCUCCGGGCUCCUGUCGAUCUGUCAGCAGGGGCUGCGUGGCUACCGAGCCGACGCGUACACCGUUAAGGCGGGCACUUCACGGCCAGGCGACGUGCUGGUGACUCCGAGUCGACGUCUCGCCCUCGAGUGCUACGGCUUCGAGCACAGGGCCGAAGGGGGCGACGUCAGGUACCGGGUGGCCCUGGAGACCGAGGUGCAGCGCGACGCGCACAUCAGCAAGGGCCGCGACACGGUCAACGCGAGGCCGACCGACCCUCGCGUGCCGCACGAGGAGAUGGAGUGGAGUGUCCCACGGGCGAUGUCCGCGUCACUGGCGUUGUGGUGAAGAUGUUUCGCUGCCCACGGGCGAUCUCCAGGCUCGAUGCGCUGAGCGUGCACCCCUUCCGCCGCAGCAGGGAACAACUCGUAGGCCGGGCGGACAUGUGCGGGCUGCUGUUGUGAGCUUCGCCCGCGUCUUCCAGGAGGGUGUAGCGUUCGCCCUCUCUCCGUUCCAGCUUCUGCCGCGACGAAGCAGCGCUGCGUAUUGAGAUCCAGCAGCUUACUUUCUUGGAGGAGGUUCGCUUGAAUUCCGAUUUCGCCGGGAGGGAGUGGCGAUGGCGACCAGCCUGACCUUCCAUUGUCACCUUGGACUGCCUCGCACCGCACAUUUGAAGUACGAUCAGUGUUGUUUCGGCUGUGUGUGCACACAGGGUCAUGGUUCCGCGUUUCCACGUAGACAUUGCUUCGCUCCUUGGCCUC
Messenger RNA from Prorocentrum cordatum, 772 nucleotides. Lineage: Eukaryota; Dinophyceae; Prorocentrales; Prorocentraceae. The record is from the annotation of a GenBank genome assembly.